AUGGUCUCCAACCUUCUUCAGUCUACUCGUGCCUGGGCCAAACCUAGACAUCGAGUUGUGGAUGCCAAAUCCAAUUUGUCUUCCUCCACCUCGCUGGCCUCAAGCCUCACAUCUCAUCCCUUCCAGCCUCCUUCCGCCGAUCCAGUUAUCUCAUCCUUUUCGCCAUCCGGAGAAGAAAUUACAUCUAGCCGCCAAGUAGUUUUCUUAGCCUUUAUAUCUUCUUUGCAACAUACAUGCCAAUUGCCUAGUUUCUCAUCUUAA
Molecule: messenger RNA, 261 nt
Organism: Protopolystoma xenopodis
Lineage: Eukaryota; Metazoa; Platyhelminthes; Monogenea; Polystomatidea; Polystomatidae
Source: the annotation of a GenBank genome assembly